CUGCAUCAGUCGCUUUUACGCGCGUGCGAAGCUGGGGAGUUGAGACGCCGGUGCCGAGGAACGGUUUGAGUUCUGUGUGUGCAGCAGUGGGGAAACGGGAUAUAGUCAUCGCGCAGUCUGUGACGAGAUGGAGGCUGGCUUGGAAGGGUGAUAAAAACAGUACUCGGCUCGGCGGUUUUUUUGCGCCGGGGUCUGACAUCUGUCGGGGAGAAGAGCGAAAGCCUGGACGCUGGGAAGCCGCUGGUUUUUUAACUCGUCUAUUUUUGAACUCAACCUCCGGAGUGCUCGAGGGCUGGGUUCCACCGCGGAUACUGGCAGAGCAAUGAAUGCAACCACGGACGUUUACAAGAUCCAGCCGGCUUUCUGCUUUAUCAUAGGGUAGCAGCUAAUAUUGGUGGUUGCAACCAUCUCUCAAGUUUAUCUGUUUCUUCAUUUGCUGUUUUUAUUCACUUACUCGUGUUUGGUAUCGAGUUGAAAAUGUCUUGAAAAGAACGUUCUGACAGAGAAGAUGACUGAUUACAGGGAGGAUGGGAUGGACCUGGGCAGUGAUGCCUCGAGCCGCUCCAGCUCAGAGUCCAACUCCAACAAAGUGACGCCAUGCUCGGAGUACAAGUCUUCCCCCAGCCUGGACCUGGCCACCCUGGAGGACUACGAGGAAGACGAGGACUACCAGGAGUACAAGAAGAAGGUCAUAGAGGAGUGGGAGAGCGAGUAUGGGGACUAUGGGGAGAACGAGGAGGGCGGGGAGGGGGGCGGCAGCUACAGGAAGCCCAUGAACAGCCGCAGCCUGGCAGAGGAGUUUCAGGACGUUAAGACCCCGCCGCCCCCUCUGACGGGCCACACGGCCACCACCGCUGCCGCUGUGCCGGAGGAACUCAAACAGAACGGGAACAUCAUCGUCCCCAGCAACCAACACCUCCCCCCGCUCCCGGGGGCCAAGACUGUUCCCAAACCCGGCCAGCGAAUACCGGGCAGUGGCAGGGGCGGGCCAGGGGGCCGGGGGUCUGGCCGGUUGGACAGGGAGCCGGUCACAGACACCCUGCCUGCGGAGGAGCCCCAGCUGCCCACCAUGGACUGGGCGGCUCUGGAAAAGCACCUGGCGGGUCUGCAGUUCCGAGAGCAGGAGGUCCACAAUCAGAACCAGAGCCUGGGAAAGACCAACUACACCUCAGCCCAAAAGAAUGAGAGAGAGUCCAUCAGGCAGAAGCUGGCGCUGGGCAGCUUCUUCGACGACGGGCCUGGCAUCUACACCAGCUGCAGCAAGAGUGGCAAGCCCAGCCUGUCCUCACGGCUUCAGAGUGGGAUGAACCUGCAGAUCUGUUUCGUGAAUGACAGUGGCAGUGACAAGGACAGCGAUGCCGAUGACAGCAAGACAGAGACCAGCCUGGACACUCCUCUGUCCCCCAUGAGCAAGCAGAGCUCGUCCUACUCAGAUCGAGACACCACAGAGGAAGACUCGGAGUCCCUGGAGGACAUGGACUUCCUGAGUCGGCAGAAGAAGCUGCAGGCGGAGGCCAAGUUGGCGCUGGCCAUGGCCAAACCCAUGGCCAAGAUGCAGGUGGAGGUGGAGAAACAGAACCGCAAGAAGUCCCCGGUGGCAGACCUGUUGCCACACAUGCCCCACAUCAGUGAGUGUCUGAUGAAGAGAAGUCUGAAACCCACUGACCUGAGGGAUAUGACCCUGGGUCAGUUACAGGUCAUCGUCAACGACCUGCACUCCCAGAUUGAGAGUCUGAAUGAGGAGCUUGUGCAGCUGCUGCUGAUCAGAGAUGAGCUCCACAUGGAGCAGGAUGCCAUGCUGGUGGAUAUAGAGGACCUUACCAGGCACGCUGAGUCUCAGCAGAAACACAUGGCUGAGAAAACCCCAUCAAAAUAAGGUGUGCCAUACCCUCCCCCCCCCACCCUGCCUCGCGCCUCAACCUGCCCCGCCCUGGCGGACUAGCAGAACAAGGCCACAUUUUCAUUUGCUUCUGUGGUUGUACAAUUGCUGAAGAUGGAGCACUUCCAGGAAGAAAAAAAAAAACAAAUUAAGUGUUAGUCAUGAAUACUGUCCCAAGCUUUCUGUGCAGUGAUUGGCCUUGCUUCUCUAUAGUUUCUUUUCAACUUUUAC
Molecule: messenger RNA, 2110 nt
Organism: Megalops cyprinoides (Indo-Pacific tarpon)
Lineage: Eukaryota; Metazoa; Chordata; Actinopteri; Elopiformes; Megalopidae
Gene: schip1
Product: schwannomin interacting protein 1
Exons: 8
Coding region: 509-1876 (455 amino acids)
Biological process (GO): positive regulation of hippo signaling
Cellular component (GO): cell junction; plasma membrane
Source: RefSeq, a predicted model, not a curated record